Messenger RNA from Sycon ciliatum, 1662 nucleotides. RefSeq lists its product as uncharacterized. Gene Ontology annotation, molecular function: oxidoreductase activity, acting on the CH-CH group of donors. The record is from RefSeq and is a predicted model, not a curated record. Gene Ontology annotation, biological process: lipid metabolic process. The transcript has 9 exons. NCBI's taxonomy places the organism in Eukaryota, Metazoa, Porifera, Calcarea, Leucosolenida, Sycettidae. The coding region runs from base 421 to 1284 and encodes 287 amino acids.
GCAUUCAUCUCCCUGCUCCCGUCAAAUCCACUGCAGCAGGCCUGCAGGGGCAGCAAUCGCCCCUGGAAGUUUGUAAAGAGGAAUAGAUCAUCGAUUCGUGGCACUGACUUGUACUGUUGUAGAGACUCUACGUUAGUUUCGCAGCAACUUUGCAUCAGCUCCGUCUCGCUGAUCUCCGGCUCUUUCUCCCCAGCUCCAGCAAAUUGAUCUGCUUCUCACAAUUAUUCCCUACAAUUGUAGCCUGACCCGAUUCGUUGUGCAGUAAGUCCCCAGUAUUCAAUACUUAGUCACUUCUCAUACUACUUACUACAGAACUAGUAAAUACUGUGAAUAUCCAAUACCGCAGUACCGGAGCUGUAUCACGCCUAGCGCCUGUGAGUCUAGCUGCAGGCGCAGUCACCGCCGCGCCGCGGGUGUGCCAUGGCAAAUGACACAGGAAACGAUGUGGAUGCUAUCAACGAAGGGAUACCAUACGUGUUUGAUGUGAGCAAGGCCAGGUUCUGGGUUCACUAUGGCUUUGUGGCGGCCGGGUUUCUCCUAGCCGUGAUCACAUACUUCUCGCAAUGCAAGGAACCGGCGCCAUACGGCAAGCACGCUAGUGAUGCACCGAAGAAAGGCUGGGGACCAAUGAUACCACAGCGUCUCGGUCACAUGGCCUCCGACGGGUUUUGCUGCGUCCUUUUCUUUGUCAUGAUCUAUGCCGCUUACGGUGAGAACAACACCAGCUACACAGGAUACGUCUUUCUGGCUAUGUGGCUUGCACAUUAUGUACACAGGGGAUUACUGCAUCCUCUUCUGAUGCGCUACAGCCGAAGUCAUGUUCAACUUGGAAUUGUUGCAGGUACUGUUGCACCAAACUUGCUCUACUCAUUCAUCAACAGUGACUGGAUCAGUUCAGCGAAAUAUGAUAACUAUUAUUACAGAGACCCACGUUUCAUAAUCGGAAUAGUUCUGUUCCUUGUUGGAUACAUCAUGAACAGAUGGGCUGAUUUACGGCUUCGACGGCUACGCCAGGAGCCCAGCAUUCUAAAUGAUGGUUCUGCACAGAAGUAUGCCAUGCCCCGUGGUGGUCUAUUCGACUAUGUAACAUGUCCUAACUACCUGGGUGAAGCUACAGAAUGGCUUGGCUGGGCAAUAGCAACCUGGUCGCUGGCCGGACUGGUGUGGCUGCUGUUCUGUUUGGCAACGUUUGUACCCAGGGCCAUGCACAACCACACAUGGUACAAAACUACCUUCAGCAACUACCCCACACAGCGCAAGGCGUUGAUUCCGUUCGUGUACUGAUCAGAGAGGAGAAAGUGGUGCUGUUAAAUGUAUGCCGAGAUUCUGCAAUACAGAUACUCUAGUACAAUUCCCAUCACACUAUGAUAGCGUUAAGUAGCACAACCUGCGAGAAUAUAUCCCCAAGUUAAAUGAUGGCCUAACUUGUUCUAUACGAUGUCUCUCAGAUGGAAAUUUCUUCUCCCAACAAUGGUCUGUAUUGCAAAACCUGUUCGCAGUAACUAACCUGCUAAUAUACCCUUCAUUCUUGUAGGGACUUGACGAUGCCUAUCUUUCUUUCCUAAAUGAUUUUAAAAUGUUAUCAUUGGCACAGGAUAUUGUUUAGAACUUACUCAUGACCAAUAGAUUGAAGUCUUACUACUGAAAUUCAAGAGAACUCUG